AUGUGGCGUCUCUCUGGAGCCAUUUGGUUACUGCUGUGGGCGCAGUGGCCCCCAGUUAGUGAAAGUGCGAAGCUUCCCAAGCGAGCCUAUCCCGCUGGCGUGGAUUUCUUUGAUCAUGAGUUCACCAGCGUGGCUACAGAUGAAUACGACACGUAUGGGCCGGAUAUUGGACACGAUGAGACGGGAAUUGAUGAUCCCGAGACUAUGCCGCGUCUCUUUCAGGGAGAUAUCGCAAUAGAUCCCUACACAUACAUAACGCUCCGCCUGGGCGUCAAUCCCAUGCGGCACCCGAAACGGUUGUGGCCGAACGGCACCAUUCCCUUCGAGAUAAGUCCGCGAUAUGUGCGUCAGGAGCGCGAGUCCAUUGUACGCGCCCUCAAGACCUUCAACUCCCUCACGUGCAUAAAGUUUGUGCCUCACGAUGGGGAAGUGGAGGAUUACCUGUUAAUAGAGCCCCCUGAGGAGGGUCCGCAGGGCUGCUGGUCCUAUGUGGGUAAGCGUGGGGGCGAGCAGGUGGUUUCUCUGCAGCGCCCGGACGAGACUAGCGCCCAUUGUUUUAGCAGCGAGGGUCGCAUUAUGCACGAGCUGAUGCACGCCAUCGGUAUCUAUCACGAACAGUCACGCGCAGAUCGCGACAACUUCGUUAAGAUCCAUUGGGAGAACAUUGUGCCGCGCUUCAGAAAGAACUUCAAGCUGAUUUCCCGGAAGCGGGGCAAAUACGCCUACGACUACGACUACAACUCUGUAAUGCACUAUGGAGAGUUUUACUUCAGCAAGAAGAAGGGGGACAAGCCCACCAUGACGCCCUUGCAGCCGGGCGUUCGAAUUGGUCAGCGGAAGACGAUUAGCAAAAUCGAUUGUCUGAAAAUCAAUGAACUCUAUGGCUGUUUGAAGGGACGCAGGGCCAAGAUGUACAAGAGUUUUUGUCACUUGUUGGGCUUGUAGGCUCUCCAGACUAUAUU
Scaptodrosophila lebanonensis is the source of this 962-nucleotide messenger RNA. RefSeq names its product low choriolytic enzyme. Gene Ontology annotation, biological process: proteolysis. Gene Ontology annotation, molecular function: zinc ion binding; metalloendopeptidase activity. The transcript has 2 exons. The coding region runs from base 1 to 945 and encodes 314 amino acids. The record is from RefSeq and is a predicted model, not a curated record. NCBI's taxonomy places the organism in Eukaryota, Metazoa, Arthropoda, Insecta, Diptera, Drosophilidae.